CAUCAAAACAAAUAGAGCGAUAAAUUUACACAUGUAACAGCUAUGUAUUGAUACACAACUUUCCGUGACUAAUUUCAACAACUAAUCCAAUAUUUACAUGUGGAUACAAGUGAGUGAACCAGUGCUGAUUAUGUGUUGGAUUUAAGUAGAACGAUGUCGUUUCUUGUCCCCAGAAAUAGCAAGAAUGGUUUUCUGUUUCUUCAUCAUAAAAACCAGAACAUGAGGCUCUCUUCUUCUUCUUCACAAUUGUGGGGAUGUUUCUUUCUCACAGUCAGUUCAGUUUUCUUUGUGGGAUUUCUCUUCACCGCCUUUAUUUCUAAGCUCCUCCCUCCAUUUGAUCAUGCUCUGUUAUCCUCCAUUCAAAACGACUGGUAUUACUGCUUCUUAGUGCCCUUGACUUUUCCUGUCCUUGUGGUAGCUAUAUAUUUCCAUUGGCUCAACAUGAAAUUGUUCAAGCACGCAUGACUUUAAGAAAGUACAUAGCAGCU
Molecule: messenger RNA, 488 nt
Organism: Quercus robur (English oak)
Lineage: Eukaryota; Viridiplantae; Streptophyta; Magnoliopsida; Fagales; Fagaceae
Exons: 2
Coding region: 154-465 (103 amino acids)
Source: RefSeq, a predicted model, not a curated record